Messenger RNA from Aspergillus tubingensis, 2364 nucleotides. Its product is annotated as D-3-phosphoglycerate dehydrogenase. Gene Ontology annotation, cellular component: cytosol. Gene Ontology annotation, biological process: DNA-templated transcription. The record is from RefSeq and is a predicted model, not a curated record. Gene Ontology annotation, molecular function: hydroxypyruvate reductase [NAD(P)H] activity; DNA binding; glyoxylate reductase (NADPH) activity. Lineage: Eukaryota; Fungi; Ascomycota; Eurotiomycetes; Eurotiales; Aspergillaceae. The transcript is spliced from 7 exons. Bases 1 to 2364 code for a protein of 787 amino acids.
AUGGAAGAAAGCCGUCGGACAAGUCCUACGCCUCAGAGUCCCACAGCACAACGGAGACUCCAAGCCUCUUGCAUUGAAGCAAAAGCCAACUGUUGUCCACGAAGCGUCCAGUUAGGGGGCACCGCAGAGGAUGCAAGUGGACUUUCCAAUGCUGCGCUUCCUGACUACAUUGAGACGCUCAAAAGAAAGGCGGAAGUUCUGGACGAUCAGUCUCGGCGCCGACGACCUCGUUUAUCAACCAACACGAGCGAUGGGAGACCAUCGCUGCCAUCCAAUAUCCCGACAGAUGCUGCACAUGAUAGUCCACAAACUUCCCACGACACUCCGUUGACGGAUCAAACCAGUCUCACUGAAAGAUCGGUGCAGGCGGCCAUGGGAGAGAUUGAAUUCCUGUCCCGCAAUGCUAUGGCAGAGCCCCGUGGUGAGGCAAGUAGGUUUCCCCAGGAACUAGCAAUAGGAAACAUGAUAAAAGCCACCCUUGCUAUUUCAGGGAAAGACCCAACACAGUCUUCAUUCACUUUGUCUCAGAAGUCAAAGUACAGGAACAUGUUGGGACAGACCCCUACACUUACCAGAGAGGUUGUGGCUGAUUGUAUGGGCCGUUUCUUUGGGCAUACAAAAGCCCUUUGCCCCUGUAUUAACGAGGAUGAGAUGCUAGAAUAUCGCGACUCUUUCUUCGAUGGUAGCCAUGUGUCUCAUACAAUUUCGUAUACCGCCUUCAGGGAUUUCAACGUGUAUAUGGCAACAGCUAUUGGGAUGCUACUGUCUCCAGAAUCUGGCAUCGAACUGUUCGCCAGCAGUUUGCACAGCACGGCCAUGCAGAGCUUCCCUACUAUCCUAGGCAGUAACGAUGACUUGAACAUGUUGCAUUCUAUGCAAUUGAUGAUCAUUUACUCAAUGUUCUCCUCGAUGGGGGGAUCCACAUGGCAUCUUGUUGGCCUCGCCAUGAAGAAGGCCAUAUCGUAUAGGUUCCAUAAAGAGCCGCUUUCCGACAUUGGAAUACCGGAGCAGAAGCUCAAUCGGAGAAGAAACAUAUUUUGGAACUUGUAUAUACUUGAUAGAACUAUUAGCUGCGCAAUGGACCGGCCAUUCAGCAUUGAAGAUGAAGAUGUUACGCUUCAGCUUCCAUCUCAUGGAGAUAUCAGUCCACCAGACGCGCUCGACUUUCCGGCCUCUUUGCAGAGUGCUCUGGUGCUUGCAGGAAUCAGCAGACAUGUCGCCCAGUUCGUUGACUUGCGGACCGGAAAGACUGCCUUCGGAGAAUACCCGCCGGACGGAAUCCGAACCACUCAGGCAUAUAUCAUAGCAGUCAUUGUCCAGCAAAGCAGUCAGAACAAUUUUAAUAUUGGCUUGACAAACUCACAGUGCAUAAUUACUCUUUCUCGAUCCAAGAUGGCACCCAGCAGAGACGACGAUUUGUUAUCUUCCCGCCAAACCGUUGCGGAUAAGCCAACGGUGUACCUUCUUGACACGUUCCCUCCCAAGGCAAUCGAACAUGCCAAAACACUAUUCAAUAUUAUCCAGCCUCAAGAUGAAGGGUUCCAAAAUUGGAGAGAGAAUGCGCGCGCUUUGUUAAUCCGAAGUUCGUAUUUUACUGCUGAGGAUGUCGCCAGUUGCCCGAAUCUCAUUGCGAUUGGCAAGCACGGAGUAGGAAUUGACAAGAUCGACCAGAAUGCCUGCGCAGAGAGAGGCAUCAAGAUCCUCAACACGCCUGGGGCGAACGCACGCGAUGUGGCAGAAUUGGUCGUUGCCCUUUCUCUGUCGGUUGCUCGUGGUAUCCGGUCCAUUACAACUCGCCAAAUGUCAAAGCCAGUCCCCAAGGAGACAUGUAAAGGGCUGACGUUGUACCAAAAGACUGUCGGGAUUAUCGGCAUGGGAAAUAUCGGACGGACUGUUGCCGAGAUAUUUCGGGGUGGCUUUCAGACCGACAUCAUCGCAUACGAUGCUUAUAUGCCGGAGGACAUAUGGACGCAUAUCCCGCACACUAGAGCCAGCAGCAUCGAUGAAGUUAUUACUCGGGCAGAUAUCCUCUCGGUCCAUGUCCCUCUCACUAAGGAGACACGAGACAUGAUUUCCUACGACAAGAUCUGCGUGAUGAAGCCUGAUGCCAUCCUUAUCAAUGCGGCUCGGGGAGGGAUUGUCAAUGAACAGGACCUCACACGGGCAUUGUCCGAAGGCCGUCUUUGGGGUGCCGGGCUAGACUGCCACGAACAGGAGCCUCCCAGUUAUGAGAAGUAUGGCCAGCUCUGGGAAAACUUGAAUGUGAUCAGUACACCGCACAUUGGAGCUGCCACAUCGAGGGCACAAUUAGCGAGUGCUACGGCGGCGAUUGACAAUUUGCACCAAUAUCUAGCUAGUUUGUGA